Molecule: messenger RNA, 922 nt
Organism: Coffea arabica (coffee)
Lineage: Eukaryota; Viridiplantae; Streptophyta; Magnoliopsida; Gentianales; Rubiaceae
Product: protein Asterix
Biological process (GO): protein insertion into ER membrane
Cellular component (GO): endoplasmic reticulum membrane
Molecular function (GO): protein folding chaperone
Source: RefSeq, a predicted model, not a curated record
ACUACGGAAAGCGUGGUUCUGUACGGGAAAAUUGCCACGCUCUCCGUGAGACUUGUAUGGUCGUUUUCUGGAUCACUCGUAAUACGACCGAGAAAAUCUCAGACCCAAAGACAGAGUGAGAGAGAGGAGAUGUCGUCGCACGCGCAGCAGCCAAACGAUCCAAGGCUACCGUCGGCGGCGCGGCCGUACAAGGCUCGGGUCGUGGCCCCGCAAGAUCUCCCCAUAGAUUACUCCGGUUUCAUUGCUGUCAUCUUCGGCGUCUUCGGCGCCAUGUUCAGAUACAAGUUGUGCUUGCUAGCGAUAUAUAUUUAGUGCGCAAGCCUAGCUAACAUGAGGAAUUUUGAGAAUGAUUUCAAACAGAUCUCCAUGGCCAUGAUGUUUGGCAUCAUGGGCUUGGUGACAAACUAUUUGGGAUGGGACCUAAGGCAAGCACAAAACGAUGAAAUCAGCUAUUGCAGUUUCAACAAACAAUUCCUGGAAGUGGUAAAGACAUCACUCACUCUUUGGUUUUGUGGGUUAAAAGCUCUACAUUCUCUUGCUUUCUUUUGUAGGGUGGGGGUGCAUCAACCCUUGUAUGUUUUAGUUGCUAUUUUCCUUGGGGGAACUUGGAGAUUUCUUUAAUGGCCUGAGAAAAUAGAGGUUUACUGCUGAUGUUUGAUUAAACAAGUAACAGGGAGGUGAAAUUUUAACUUACCUUGAUAGUGGUAUUAGGUCUUGCUACGUUACAGUCUGUGUUUCUUAUUUUUGUUUUUGUUUUAUGUGAGGUUACUCAUGGUUUCUACAUCACAAAACGGGGUGAUAUUUCAAACCAAAUAACCUAGUGCCACGUUGUGUGAGUUAUUUAUGAAUGUGAACAAUUGAUGAUUAUAUGUGGAAAUGAGGAACUUUCUGCAAUGGAAUUUGGUGGGACAUUUGUAUGAUC